Molecule: messenger RNA, 852 nt
Organism: Sarcophilus harrisii (Tasmanian devil)
Lineage: Eukaryota; Metazoa; Chordata; Mammalia; Dasyuromorphia; Dasyuridae
Product: transmembrane and death domain protein 1-like
Exons: 1
Coding region: 1-852 (283 amino acids)
Source: RefSeq, a predicted model, not a curated record
AUGGCGGUGCGGAGAUGGGCUCGAGCCGCGGGCUUGGCGUUAGUUUGGGGGCUGUGCGCUUGGACGCUGCGGCCGGCCGCGGCCGAGGAUGCGAUGGGCCCUCACAUGGCUGUCCGUCUGGCGGAGAUGCUGACCCCAGAGGAGUGCCAGCAGUUCCGAGCCCUCCUGGAGGCGCCCGAGCCGGACCCGGAGGCUGAGCUGGCGCGACUGUCGGAGGACCGGAGUCCGCCGGACGAAGAGUCCGGGGGAAGCCGGCGGCGGCGGCGGCGGCGGCGGCAGGAACCGGAGCAGGAGCCGCUGGACGCGGACAGCGACUGCCAGAAGGAGCUGGCCGGCUGGCUGGAGGCCAGGGCGCCGGCCCUGGCGUGGGACCGGACGGCGCGGGCGCUGCGGCGCUGCGGCCGCCCGGACGUGGCUCGGGAGCUGGCCAAGAGCCUGCACCAAGAAGCCACCCUGGAGCUGCGCAAAUUCGCUCUCCCCUACCGGAAAGCGGCGGCGGCCCAGCCGUCCUCUGCGCCGCCCCUGCAGCCCCGCGCCGCGCCUUCUGACUGGGAAGCCCAGGACGUCUGGGAUGCGCUGGAGCUGGUCGUGGAGAGGCUGCCCCAGGCCCCGUACCCACGCAGUUCCACUGCCUGGUGGGCCCGGCCCCUGGGUCUCGGCUUCCUCAGCGGCUUCGUGGGCGCCUUCGGCUUGGGGAUACUGAUCAUCCUCCUCGCGCUGUGGAUUUCCGGGGGUGAUGGAGAGGGGAACCGGGACGGAGACUAUGGCCCCGAGAACCCCAGCUUAGUCUCUGUGCCCCUCCUGAGGCCCAGCGGGUCCCACUGCCUGUGGGAAGUUAAAACUCUUUCUUAA